Messenger RNA from Sus scrofa (pig), 2472 nucleotides. The record is from RefSeq and is a predicted model, not a curated record. NCBI's taxonomy places the organism in Eukaryota, Metazoa, Chordata, Mammalia, Artiodactyla, Suidae.
UGUGCGGGGCCUCGGGAUUUGGCCCCGACGUGUCACGCGCUGGCUCGAACCCUUGGGGAAUUUUCAAGUGAAGGCGAAUUGUGUUUAGUUGGCGGACAGGCUGACAGUACUCUUUUUGCGGAAUGAAUUUAGGUACAUGAGUCUGGAGACUAGCAUGAGGUCCAGAUGUUUCAGGUGUGGGUACCAGCUCGGACCCACAGCAGACACAGAAAGCAGCCUUGGAGCUUCCCUUAUGGCACUAAGUGUAGAAACUUGUGGGCGUGAGGGUGCCAUAGGUCCUUUCUCCUGGGGAGCUUUGGCCAUGAGGUUUUGUUGUUGUUGUUGUUGUUUGUUUGUUUUUUUAAAAAGGAGGGCAGACCACUUGUGUCUGCAUGAACACACAUUGUCACAAACCUUCUGGAUCGCCCAUGUGUCCCUUAGAAGCCCACCCAUUCGUUCUUCCCAUAGAACCCUUUCUCCCCCUCCCUCUCCCCUGUUAAGUUAGCCCCUAACUCUAGCAUUUAGGGAGCUGCCUUUUUGUGGGCCACCAUUUGCGUACAUAUGCAACUCUUUUUUCUUACUGUUAAUCGGUCAGUUAAAUUUGCAUGUUCAGGCACUGAACGGAGGAAGAAAAGAGCCACCCGCAAGGAGACUUCACCGGUGGCCUUGAAAUAGUCCUGCUCCGUCCUUCAGCUAGAGCAGCAGAAGCCGACCGCUAGGCUCUUGCAAGACUGUUCUCUGGGUCUUUCAGUGGCACCGGCUCACGCCUGUCACGGGGACCGUCGUUGCUGGACACACUCCUCAGCUUGGAGAGCAGAAGAGGAUGGUGGCUUUUUUGCUGCGUAAACUGACCACGGUCUCUGAUGGAGGCGGCCUCGAGGAGCCAUCCUUUGUCGAACCCGGAAAGCGUGUGCAGGAACCAGAGCACAGGACGGGUCUGACUCGGUGCCUCCUUGAGAAGCAGAGGACUGCCGUGGAGCCGGAGACGGUGGUCCGUUCCCUCCGGGACCUGGGUUUCAGUGAUGUCCACGCUCAUGAGUUGCUGCGUCUGCAGCCAGGUACCCGCCCUCAGCAGUUGCUGGACAUCAUUUCAGAAUUAAUGCUCUUGGGUCUGAAUCCAGAACCUGUGUGUGUGGCCUUGAAGAGAAGCCCUCAACUGUUGGACCUGCCUGUGAUGCAGAUGAAGAAGCGCUCCAGUUACCUGCGGAAGCUUGGGCUCGGAGAGGGGAGACUGAAGAGGGUCCUUCAGUGCUGCCCUGAAAUUUUCACCAUGCGUCAGCGGGACCUGGAGAGCAUCGUCGGGGUUCUCAGGGAGAGGUGCCUUUUCACGGUAAAGCAAGUAACGGAGGUUUUGCACAGAUGCCCCCAUGUGCUCCGGGAGGACCCUGCUGAGCUGGAAUACAAAUUCCAGUAUGCGUAUUUCAGGAUGGGGCUCAGGCCCGCGGACGUGGUGAGGACUGACUUCCUGCAGUACCCCAUGGCCAAGAUCAAGCAGAGGCACGUGUUCCUGGAGCGCCUGGGCCGCUACCAAACCCCCGACAAGAAGGGGCAGACGCAGGUCCCCAACCCUUUGCUCAAGGGCAUCCUCAGAGUUUCAGAAGCUGAGUUUCUGGCCAGGACAGCCUGUGCUUCUGCGGAGGAGUUUGAGGUCUUUAAGAAGCUCUUGGCUCGGGAGGAAGAGGAGACCGAGGAGCGCGGGGCUGCUGACGACAGUCGGGCGGGGGAGGAGGGGGAGGAGGACGAGGCGGGGGAGGAGGGGGGGAGGAGGGGCAGCGGGAGCCGUGACGGGAGGACGGGGGGCCAGGAGCCCAGAGAGACGGAAGCGGAGUUUCAUUUUCUCACGGCUUUUGGGAACUGCAUUUUGGAUCUGCUCGGGUUAUUUUUUAUUCUAGAACUGGUCUUUGAGGAGUGACUUGCUGGCCUGCCCAUCAAGGAUUCAGCAUGUCACGGCUGUGGCAGAAAGGGUUCUCUCCCUGGCCUGGGACCUUCCGCAUGCCGCGGGCAUGGUUCCCUCAAAAAACCCCAAAAACAAACAAAACUGGCUUUUUUCUUUAUUUUUUGUCUCUUUGUGCCUUUUCUAGGGCCACUCCCGCAGCACAUGGAGGUUCCCAGGCUAGGGGUCGAAUUGGAGCUGUAGCCGCUGGCCUCCACCACAGCCACAGCAACACGGGAUCUGAGCCUCGUCUACAACCUACACCACAGCUCACGGCAGUGCCGGAUCCUCAACCCACUGAGCGAGGCCAGGGAUCGAACCCGCAACCUUGUGGUUCCUAGUCGGAUUCGUUAACCCCUGAGCCACGACGGGAACUCCAUAACUGGCCUUUUAAUGGAAAGUUUUUAGAAAUCACUUGAGAAGUGGACCCAUCAAACCACAGAGCAGACGGCUCCGUUUGCUCCACUGUCAGGCUCUGCGCAGAGGGCCCUGCUCCGUCCUGAAUAAAAGCUGACGUCGAGCUCCGAACAUCGGGGCCCAGCCUCAGCCUUUGGUUUCGC